Coregonus clupeaformis (lake whitefish) is the source of this 3598-nucleotide messenger RNA. RefSeq lists its product as uncharacterized. Gene Ontology annotation, biological process: signal transduction. Lineage: Eukaryota; Metazoa; Chordata; Actinopteri; Salmoniformes; Salmonidae. The record is from RefSeq and is a predicted model, not a curated record.
UUGUGACUUCAGAACAGACAAGCGUCUCUGUGAACCAUGCCCGUCACACCUACAUUGGGCACAGGUGACCGGAAGUAUUUGAUUUUGUUGGCGGCGGGAUGAAAGGCUCAAAGACGUGCAACAACAUAGGCUACAUCAUUUUUCUAACUAGCUCUUUCUGCCUAGCUCUGACGAAAUGUAGUUUUUGUUUAUAGUGAUGUAGUUUUCAAAAGCCACUACUUUCAACUGUUUUAAUUUUUAAAGAACACAUCUUAACUGGAUGUACCAAUGCCAAACCCCAUGGACGACCGUCUACGCGUGGUGGCGGUGAUACACGCUUUGAAAGCAUCUGGAGUUCGCAUUAAAAACUGGAAGAACUUCUUGAAUGGGCCAUACACGAGCGACCCUGUCAGACAGGAGAACCAAUCUAAAUUUGCUUUUGGUCGGGACCUGAUAUUGCUGCCACAGUGUGAUUUAACUGAUAUGAGUGGGACAGUGCCAAAGUUCUUGGUGGAUGCCUGUGGAUUUUUAUCCCAGCAUCUUCAAACUGAAGGGCUGUUUCGAAAGACCGGGUCGUUUAGUCGGAUGCGAGCUCUUAGGACUGGCCUGGAGCAGGGAGAGCCAGUCUUUUCUCUGCCACAUUCAGCCACUCUGCAGCCCUGUGAUGUGGCAUCUCUUGUGAAGCAGUUCUUACGGGAGCUGCCCUCGCCCCUCAUCCCUAUGGAUCUACAGGUGCCACUGUGUCGUGCACAGGGCUUAGAAGAAGAGGGGGGCCAGGAGCAGAGGAAUGAUGGAGCUCUUCUUCUCACAGCCCUGUUCCCCCCCUCUCAUUCACGGGCCCUCCGAUACUUCUGCACCUUCCUGAGACAGACAGCUCAAAGAUGUAAAGAGAAUCGUAUGGAAGUGGGCAAUCUGGCUCUUGUGAUUGCACCUAAUCUGCUACAUUGUCCAGCUGGGGGCGCUAAACUGACCGCAGGUACAGAGAGACAACUGCAUAGACAUGCAGCAGUGAUCAAGACACUCAUAAUACAUGCUGAUCGCAUUGGUGUCGUCCCCCCUUCUAUUAUGGACAUGGCAACAGUAGCAGAGUCCUCCACACCCCCAGUUGACGGGGGAGGUUAGAAGGCAGGACUUAGUGUGCAUAGACGUUUAGGACAUCAAAGGAGGCGCAGUGUUGGAGAGAUAUUUGUGGAUGCUCUCAGUAAAUUGAAGACAGGCCGCACUCACACUGGCCUUUUACAUCCCCCAGACAGUCAGCAAAAUACAAAGACCGAUCGCCACACCACACCUGAAUCACCAGUCACAUCCAAACGAAAAUCGACCGAAGAUCCUGUCCCUGAUGUAGAGGGCUCUGCUAAAAAAAGACGCUCUAUCCAUGACCUUAGAGAAGACAACCAAUCCAUGAGCAAACAACACUCCAAUGAUUCCGAGUCGGCAGUCGGCCAAAGCCCUACCCGUAGUCACACCUCUGUCCUGAGUGGAGUGGAGGGCAGUAGGGAGCACAAGCUCUCUGUCACUCUCAGUGCCUCAGAGAAGAGGAGGAAUUACAAGAAAGAUCAUGAAACAUCAAACGAGCAUCCGGUGCAGGAGGACAAGGCUCAUCGAAGGACAUCCCUUAGAUUCUUCAACAUGACAAUCUGGAGCAGCCCUGACCCUUCCCCCACAUCCAUUGGGAAUGACAAAGAGAAUUGGAUGAUGGGCAGUAGAAUGGUCACUGAUGGAAUGACUGAAGCAUCCAGCUCUGAGGUUGGACCAUCCAGGAUUCCUGUCAUAAUGACUGAUGGCCCAGGACGAGUUCUAGUGGGGAAUGAAGUGGAGGAUGACCCUGAUCUGCUGAACUACAGCUUUGCUGAAAAUCCUGAUCACUUCCUGGAUCUCGCGACAUUGGACUCACCUACCAGGACACAAGCUUGGGAAUCAUGUGAAUACUCUGGUGUCAAGUUGGAAAAUGAGACAGUAGAGGAAACCGUUAGACAGUAUGAAACAAACCGUGUAUUGAGAGGUUCAGAGCAGGUUGGGAUAAAAGAGGACCCUGAAGACGUGGGUCUAAGUAAGAAGCAGUCAGAAGUGGAUAUAUCUGUUUGUGUCAGUCAGAAGCCCCGUCGCCCUCGUCGCUCCAUCAGUAUGCCGGAGGUGACAUUGGACCAACUGAGGAUUCAAGAUGAUAUUUACAAGAAGGAUAAAAUAGAUGGGAUGAUGGAGAAAGAAGAUGGAGUCUCUGAGGACACACUUCAACCGCUGGUGAAGAAAGAGAAGACGUCAGGACUGGGUUUUAAGAGGACGCACCAGCACAUGUCUGUGGCAGAGCGCAUCAGGCGUUUCAACGCUCUGGCAACGCUGCUCCGUACCCCCAGUGUUCCUCCAAGGCCCCCUGAACCUCAGCUCAACGAUGUCCUGCAUGAGAGUCAGCGGGAGGGGGGUCAGCGGAGCGUUGUACGUCUACGUCGGCAGGGAGCACGGCGGUUUGGGCGCUCCAUCAGUCAUGAUGGUGUUCCCGGACCUUGGCUAGGACAAGCUUCUAAAAAUCAUCAAGAGGUGCCAGUGGUUGUUCAAAGCCUCAGUGAGCCACUCCUAUGUCCAUCUCCAGAGCCAACUCUUAGUGUUUAUCAAUUUGCCCAAGAGGGACAGUUUGAAAUCCAACAUACUCCAGAUCCUCAACUACAACAGGAAAACCUCUUGCAGACCAUCCAGCAUUUGUGCACUCCUCCAUCACCAAAUCCAAAGCAGAACAAGGAAUCCUGCCAAGGGCAAUUUAAAGAAUCACAAUUGCAUCUCAAGGAAAGACAAUUGGAACCGGUGGAGGAACAACCUAAGGAGUCAGAUCUGCUGGAGAUGCACCUGAAUGUAUGCUGUCCAAAGGAGGAGCAAGGGCAAGACCUUACAGUUCCAAUGCAGUUGGAUAGACCGUCUCAGACAGACACGAUCUUAGAUGUUCCACCUCAGACCAUGGCCCCCCUACAGCAGGAGUCCAAAACAACAGCCGUCAAACUCUCCCUCCCUUUUCCUCCAGCCCCUCCUCUCUCUCAAACAGAAACAUGCACUCCCAUUCCCAGUACACCCUCUCCCACACCAAUAGACAGAACAUCACCAACUGACCUCUACACUGCACACUUGGCGGCUAACUGCUCCCCUUCCUCUGUCACGACUUUAGACUUUCUAGAGAUAGACACGGGGGUCAGUGAGAGUGAUGGGUGUUCUCUCCCUGUUGAACUCUCUCCAUCACCAGCCUUGCAGUUCAGGCUCCCAGCCACCAAGAGACGCUACAGAGACUCGCCCCGCUGGCCCAUCAAUGAGAUUAGCAUGGCCACAGGGGACCCUCUGCAGAUCUGAGAGGUACAGGACAGACUGAAUGGUACUCAGUAACUAGCGCAUUGAUCUUGAGUAUUAGGGUUUAAAAAUGGGAAAAUAUGAUCACUCGCACCAAGAAUGCCAUGUGUUUUUUUUAAAUGUAAUUGUCUGUUAUGCCAAGUUAGGUUAUCCUAGAAAAGUAGCAUUUUAAAGCGGCAGUCAGCAGUAGAAACAAUACAAAGUGGCCUCCCAGCCUCUGUUUUUGUAAAAAGCUGAGGGAUGGGGCUGGAGAAAUGUAACCACUCUCAAAUGUAUAGACAGAGCUAUGGAU